Molecule: messenger RNA, 1050 nt
Organism: Lichtheimia ornata
Lineage: Eukaryota; Fungi; Mucoromycota; Mucoromycetes; Mucorales; Lichtheimiaceae
Exons: 3
Coding region: 1-1050 (349 amino acids)
Biological process (GO): tRNA splicing, via endonucleolytic cleavage and ligation
Cellular component (GO): nucleus
Molecular function (GO): polynucleotide 5'-hydroxyl-kinase activity
Source: RefSeq, a predicted model, not a curated record
AUGACGAGCUAUCUCAAUACCCAUUUGGCACUACAACAGAUGCGGGAUACUGCCAAGCAUUCGGGUGAACAAGGACCUCGUGUACUAGUGAUUGGACCCCAUGAUGUUGGAAAGACUUCUUUAUGCAAGAUCUUGGCAAGCUAUGCAUUGCGACAAGGUGAAAAGCCCAUCUACGUUUCAUUGGAUCCCAGCGAAGGCACCAUCACUAUGCCAGGCACCGUUACAGCUACGACGAUCAGCAAUCCCAUUGAUGUGGAGGAAGGUUUUGGUUCAUCAGCAACUACAGCAGCAUCGCUUGGAUCAUCCAUGAUGCCAUUAGCUUACUACUAUGGCUAUGAGAACCCCGGCGAGAACGUCAAGCUAUUCAAAAUGGAGAUUUCACGCCUCGCACACACCGUCAAAUGUCGAAUGGCAUCAGAUAGCGAAAGUCGAACAUCGGGUUUUGUGAUUGACACAGCAGGUCUGAUUGAUCACGUGGGAUAUGAUUUGAUCCAGCAUGCUAUUGAACAAUUUUCAGUCAAUGUGGUGAUUGUUUUGGGACACGAGCGUUUAUACAGUGACAUGAUGCGUAUCUUGAAGGAUCAAGUUACAGUGGUCAAGCUAAGCAAAUCAGGAGGUGUGGUUGAGCGAGAUCGCCAAUUCAAGACCGAGCUUCAACGUAGCAAGAUCCAUGAAUACUUUUAUGGCACUCUCAAAUGCGAGCUAUCCCCUUAUUCGAUGCUUGUCAACUUCGAUGACGUGACGAUUUGGCGUGUAGGCGAAGCUAUAGCGCCAUCCUCCGCAUUACCCCUUGGCAUGGAUAGUACAGUGACUGAGACACAAGUGAUUAAGGUUGAGACGCAUGAAAUGUGCUUGCACUCGAUUAUGGCUAUCCUGAAUGCAGAUCCAAGUGAGCACGAAAGCAAGCUUUUGGAUACCAACAUUGCUGGAUUUAUCUACGUAUCGGAUGUCGAUGAAGCCAAACAAAAGUUGACUAUUUUAUCUCCCGCACCUGGUCGUUUGCCAAGGAGGCAUUUGCUGAUGGGAUCGUUCAAGUGGAUGGAAACUUAG